Molecule: messenger RNA, 1612 nt
Organism: Pararge aegeria (speckled wood butterfly)
Lineage: Eukaryota; Metazoa; Arthropoda; Insecta; Lepidoptera; Nymphalidae
Product: serine protease inhibitor dipetalogastin-like
Exons: 2
Coding region: 130-1242 (370 amino acids)
Molecular function (GO): protein binding
Source: RefSeq, a predicted model, not a curated record
AUUUAUACAUAAAAGCAUCGGCGCACUUCCAUCAUUCAGUAUUCGACGCUUCCUGGAGUGAAGACGUCAAGCGUUAUACUGGUAUCUCGUAUUGAUAAACUAUAAGUGUUCGAUAUUGAAAGAUCGAGAAUGAUUUGCCGGAUAGGUUUGCUGGUUGUGAUCGCGACGUGUGCGUCCGUCGCGUCCGCGUUGCCGCCGUGCGUGUGCACGCGUGAGCUGAAGCCUGUGUGCGGCAGCGACGGUGAGACCUACAACAACAUGUGCCUGCUGGCUUGUCGCCAGGAGACCCAGCCUGGCCUGCAGCUCCACAGCCACGGCCGCUGCCGGUCGGCCCGGCAAGCGGACGACGGCUGCCUGUGUACCCUCGAGUACGAUCCUGUGUGCGCCAGCGACGGAAGCACCUACCCCAACAGAUGCGCCAUGAACUGCAACGGAAGAAACCUCAAAAUUCUGCACUACGGUGAAUGCAGAUCAAAGCGAGAGGUCGCCGCUGAGAGAAUCUGCCCUUGCCCCUUCAACUACGCCCCGGUCUGCGGCACGAACGGCGAAACAUACCCCAACGAAUGCACAUUAAAAUGCGUAGAUAACGUCCGAGUUGCACACGCUGGUGAAUGCAGGACCAAACGAAGCGAUUGUAUCUGCCCGUUGGUCUACGCGCCAGUGUGCGGCACGGACGGUAAAACAUACGGCAACGCGUGUGCUAUGGACUGCGAUGGAACUGGUGAUGUCAAAAUGGCCUACAGUGGUCCAUGCGGGGUUCCACGGCAGGUUGAGGAUGAACCGCCCCUAUGUUUCUGCACUUACGAGCACGAUCCCGUCUGCGGUUCAAACGGACGCACGUACGCCAACAUGUGCGCUUUAGAAUGCGAAGGUGACACUGUCCAGGUUGCCUAUAAAGGAGAUUGUAGAGCGAAGCGAGAGAGCGUUCAGAUCGCGAAUCUUCCCGCGUGCCUUUGCAGCAGAGAAGCAAUGCCUAUUUGCGGAACCGACGGCAAUACUUACUCAAACCCUUGUUUACUGAACUGCAUGAAGGAGCAAAGGGAGGACUUAGAGAUUGACCACACCGGCCCUUGUAGACGCAAAGCCGUCAAGGUACGUGAGGUGAUUCCAGAGCAGGGCUGCUCUUGUACGAGAGACAUGCAGCCUGUGUGCGCCUCAAACGGCGUGACCUACAACAACGAGUGUCUGAUGCGAUGUGCGGGCGAUCAUUUGACGGUGGAGAAGUACGAGCGGUGUGAUUAGGCGUUAGGUCAGAUGGCUGUGAUUUAAAAUAACCAAUAUUUGGAAAAUUCACCCAGUGUUCACAAACAUUACGUCAUCGAGUGCCAUCUGCGACCGAUCUUGGUGUUUCGGUCUUACUCUUACUGUCGUGGUGCAUGCCAUCAACAAAAUAAGUGUACUGGUAAUAAUUGAUACCGACACCGCACCUCGUCAUAUGCAUUCACUGUAGGGUUUUUCUUAGAAGAAUUCUCAGAACAAGAAUAAUUACGCCUUUGUCACAGUGCUCCCUAAAGCACAGUAUAGGUUCCACGAAUCUUAAACCAUUUUCGUUCAAAUAAUGUCGUACCUACGAGUGCCUACUGUAAGAUAUCGUAAUGAAUCCGUUAUUAUA